Morone saxatilis (striped sea-bass) is the source of this 4422-nucleotide messenger RNA. RefSeq names its product MICAL-like protein 1. The record is from RefSeq and is a predicted model, not a curated record. The transcript has 15 exons. Lineage: Eukaryota; Metazoa; Chordata; Actinopteri; Moronidae. The coding region runs from base 1055 to 3505 and encodes 816 amino acids. Gene Ontology annotation, molecular function: protein binding.
AGGCUGGCGUGGCCUCUUAUAUCUAUGUUAUAUGAGGGAUAAUAUUUGAGACAAAGGACACUUUCUGUGACAGUUUUAUUACAAAACAGGUCGUAUUUCAUCUCCUUGUUGUUGUGUUAUGUUUGCUGAAAGUUAAAGCUGAUGUAGUUUUAUUUUACUUUUAGUACGUUUUAAAAUAAUGUCUUACUUUACGGGCGACUAACAAAACCUUCCGGAAAAAACAAGUGGAUGUGUUGUCCAGACUUACAGACUACAACAUAAUAUUAUCGCCUGAAACUGAAUAAACAACAUAAAAAAAGACAUAUUUGUUUACACCAGGAGAUCUGUCCAUUCACUUUAAUGCGUCAAUUACCUGUUUUAACAUCAAGUUUGAUAUAUUAAAAAAAAUAAUACACUGUAUUUGACUGUCGUAGAGAGAAAAAGUAUGUCAAGUCUGCUUCCGAGAAAUAAACCUGUAACCAGAGACCUUCCUUUCCUAAUUAUAGAGAAGCAGCGGCUCUGUGUCUCCCUCCAGCGGCAGCUAUUGUGCACUUCACUGAAUGUGGAGCACAACAAGGAGGACCACGGGCAACUAACGGGAUUUGAUUUAAAUUUACACCACUUCUAUCACAUCGACCACGACUGAUCGGAGCCCUGCGGCUGUUUGGACGACUGCUCGCCGGAAGCUCGUCGGUGGUUUGUGGUGCAAAGUGACAUUGUGUCGCCGUAAGUGACAGAAAAAGCGUUCCAGACUCAAGUUGAGACUGCAGACACUAGAUCAUGUGAAAUCUCUUUACAUGCGCAGACAGCUUCGCUUUUACUCCACAAAGAAACACAACAGGGGGAACAAAUAACUUCCUUCCUGCCGCUGCUGCUGCACCAAGCCGUUGCACAGAGUUUGUGGCCGCAGGUUUUCUGCAGAACAAGAAAGUAAGGUAGUUGCAGGGCCAGUAGAUGCUCGCUUCCUGUUUCCUCCUCAGCACCCAACCUGCCCAGCUCUAUCUGAUCUCCUCUGACUCAUAAAGUGAGAGGAGAUCAUGUUCACCCUGCCCACGUGUCAAAUCUCACACAAGAAAUGGCAUCACUGAAGGAUUUGCUGGAGUGGUGCCGCGUCGCGUGCUCCUGUUACCCCAACGUGGACAUAAAGAACAUGUCAACCUCAUUCAGAGAUGGACUUGCCUUUUGUGCCCUCAUCCACAAGCACCGGCCCGACCUGAUAGAUUUCAGCUCCCUCUCCAAAGAUAAUGUUUAUCAAAAUAACAAACUGGCUUUUGAGAUUGCAGAGACGAAGCUGGGCAUCCCUGCACUGCUGGACCCAAACGACAUGGUUUGCACCAAGGCGCCUGAUUGUUUGAGUGUCAUCACCUACCUCGCUCAGUACUACUCCUUCUUCAGCAGGAAGUCUUAUGCAGGUCUUGCCAGUUUGAGUUCAUCCCAUGUUACUGUCUUAAACAAGAGUAAAGCUCCUGAUGGUCUGAAACCCUGGAAGAGCUCGACUGAUCUCGAAACAAGUGGAGACGAACGUUUAUCCAACAAAGGGCCCCGGACGGUGUGUAGUUUGUGUUUUAAGCCUGUGCACCUCAUCCAGAGACACUGGAUUGACGGAAAGGUCUACCAUCGCAGCUGUUUCAGGUGCAGAGUGUGCCACAGUAGUCUCUUACCAGGGUCUUACUCAAGGGGAAGUGAGGCUGGCUCCUUGAUUUGCACUCACCAUAAAACAGACAGUAAAAGUACUUUUGUUUCCCUCAAUCAGCGAACCGGAUCUACCGAGAAUCGGCCCAAAUGUACGUUUCAGACAGGUUAUUUUUCUCUGGGGGGAUCAGCUAUCACCAGCGUUCCUCAUUACACUAAGAAAACAGAGUCACAGGGCAGAUUGGUUAUUAAAACAGCACAGACAGAGGGGAAAGAAAGGCAGGAGAGGAGCAGAGAGGUGAAAGACCGACAAAACGGAGACUACACUGUUGGACUGAGGAGUGUUGUAAAAAAGCCAGCGCCUCCUAAUCUUCCCCCACCCGGUGAUAUAGACAGCACCGUCGAAGGAGCUGGAAAAGCUGGAACUCCACCCGUUCUGGCAGACUGCAAGAUACAGCAGGGAACGACUCAAGAGCCCUCUGAGCUCUCUUCAUCUUCUGCAGGAGUGACAGAAAGAAUUAGUCGGCCAGUUCCAGCACCCAGGAGAACGUCAGACUCCUCUGUAGUCCCCGUUCCUGCACCCAGGACUAAAACCUCCCAGACAAUGAACAGCUCCCCCGCUGCAGACAAUUCAGCCAACCAAACCAAAUGUUCACCCAGUUCAUCUCAUGUGACCAGCCCAACCCGUGGUAGCCCGAAAGUGACCACCAACCAUCCCUGGCUGGCCAUCGUCCACCCUGGACCCUGGACACAGCUGCCUCCCGCUCCAGCUCCAGUACCCACUCCUCGAUCCAAAUCUGUCUCUAACCUGCAGAGGUCAUGGUACAGACCCAAAGUGCCUGCUCCCAAUCCAUUUGGAGAGGAUGUGGAUGAGGAUACCCAGGAAGAGGGCAGUAAACCUGAGCUGUCAGACCCAACUGAGCCUUCAGGGCAUUGUGUCAGUCUGAGCGGAGCUACUAACACAGCGGGCGCUUCCAGUGAAGCAGUUAGUAGUCAAAUUGGUAUAGCAGAUUUGGAUGAAAGUGGAAACACAGGAGGUUCGCUACAAGAUGUGACAGCACAGAGUCACAUUUUACCCAGGAGUCUCUCUGUGCCAGCUAUCACAUCUGCUUCCUGUCAGAGUUCCUUUUUGCCUGAUGACAUGACAGAGGCUAAUGAAUGUGAUCCAGACACGUCACGUCAAAGUAAGCUGGCCUGCAAAGAAAAUCCUUUUGAUCGAAAACCUGGAAUUCCCAGAUCAAAAACUUUUCAGUCCCUCCAAUCGCAACGGGCCCAGGCCCCUGGACAUGGCUUCCCACUCAUCAAGAGGAAGGUGCAGACAGACCAGAAUAUUUGUACAGAAGGGCUGCAGGUGGAGAUGAGAGAACUGGAGAAACAACUGGAGGCGCUGGAACAAAGAGGAGUCGAACUGGAGAAGAACCUGAGAGACUGCAAGAAUGAUAAAGAGGGGGAACAAAUGCUAAUGGAGUGGUUAUCUCUUAUCCAUGAGAGACAUGUCCUGGUGCGCAGAGAUACAGAGCUGGUUUAUCUGGCGAAGCAGCAGAAGUUGGAGGAGAGACAGGCAGACGUGGAGUACGAGCUCAGAUGUCUCCUCAAUAAACCAGAGAGCGACUGGAGUCAGGAGGAUCGAGGUCAAGAGAAGCAGCUGAUGGAGGAGCUGGUCGCCAUCAUCGAACAGAGGAACCAAAUCAUCAGCAGCUUGGAUCAGGACAGGCAGAGGGAAAGGGAAGAAGAUAUGCUUUUGGAAGCCAUGAUGAAGAACAAAGAGCUACAGAAAGAAGGACUAAAAGAGCUGAAGAAGUCAAAAGGAAAGUUCAAGCCAAGCAAGGUUUUUAAGAUGCUGAACCAUAAAGCUGCAGAGAGCACCAAAGACUCCACAGACAAAAAGAGCUGAAGUACCAUCACGACUGCAGAAACUCUCACAGACAACAAACUCGUUUUUACUUUGAGAUGAUGAAGAUAGGAAAAAGUAUUGAUCAUAAUAUGAAAUGGUUUAUUAAUUUUAUGUUCAGGAGCACUCAGGUAGCAUAGAAGAAAUGAAUCAUUUGCAGUUCAGCAUUAUCAAACACAUUUUAUCCUCUGUGUUUAAUCACUUGCCCUCUCUACCAUAUGCAAUCAGUAUUUAUGUUUUUUAUUUCAUUACAUACUUGUAUUAGUAUGUAAUAAAUAUUUAUUUGACAACGUUUUUUGUCUUGUCUAUGGAGAAGGAUUGUAUAUAAUAUGAUUAAACAACUUUUAUUGUGAAUAAUAUUUUUUAUUAUUGUUUUUUUUAUGGUAGUUAUCUACUAUGCUGGAAAAGGUGCAUUUGAAGUAACUCAAAACAGAUAAAACCAACUUGUCCUGAGUUGUCUGAGUAAGAACAUUCACAUACAUAAUAUCAGUUUUAUUGUUUCUGCUCUAAUGUUGUGGUUUUAAGUUAGAAAAUGGGAAUCCUUAAAGAGCUGAACACAGUGAUGCAAGAACUGCAAAUAACCUGGCUGUAACUUGUAACUGGAUUUGUGCCUCCUGUCUAGUCCUGUCUUGUUUUUCUUCAGAGAGUUUGUUUAGUACAGAAAGAGUAUUUUUUUUUUUUUAAAGGCACUUAAUUUAGAGUCAAAGUUGAGGAAUUCUCUUCAAGGAGUCCUGGUUUGUUUUUGACAAAUAGUCUAAAUAAACGUAAAGAAUUAAAUGCAUCAGUAAUACACGGAAAUGUCAUGCUAUUCUUACAAAAACAUUUUGUAGUUUUACCUACUCAUUCCUCCGUCAGUGUCACUCUUUUUCUAAGUUUGUAACCCAAAUUAAGUAACAAUAAAACAGACUAAUGAAAUUUGA